AUUGAAAAUUUAAAUUGUUCUUUUUAAUCAUCAACAAUCAUCCAGUUAAAAUUGUUUUCGACAUUUUCUCGCUCACACUUUUCCUCUGUCACAUUAGUAAUCAAAUACAAUUAAAGUGAUUUGAUGAUCUAAGCAAUGGACCAGCUGAUGGGCGAUUCUCUUAGUACCUUCUCAUUUUAUGGUUAACAUUUAAUUGUGAUUUCGUUUUCUUUUUUUUCUGUUUGAUUGUCUAAUUGUCUUUAUUAUUACAGUUAUUUGUGGUGUUCUCAACUUUCUUAAUCUUUGUUGAUUAGGAUAAGAUAUGUUGAUCAGUUGAUUCUAUAAUUUAAUUGUAUCUCUUUUGUUUGUGUGCUUCAAAUUACCCACCAGUUGAUUGUCCGAUUACUCAUCGAUCCUUUGUUUCUUCAUUUUGUUUUAUAUUUUUCUCUAAUCAUUUUGGUUAAUUGAUUGUUUUUCUGGUUGUGUUUUUAUUGUUUUUAGAUAAUCGUUUGAGAUUGGAUUUUGUAUCUUUCGGAUUAGACGGAUGAAAGGUAAAGGUCGUGGUCAUAAAACUCGUGAUUUUUGUCGUAUCUGUUUGGUCACUGGUUCAACUGUUAAUCCUUUAAUCCAACCAUGUAAUUGUGUUGCUGAUCUGGCUUAUUGUCAUUCUUCGUGUUUAUCUAAAUGGAUUUCAACUACCAGAUCAAUAAGAUGUGAUUUAUGUAGAUUUGCUUUCAUCACUUCAAUAGAAACAUUUUCUUUCUUUGAUUGGCUUUCCAGUGACGAAGAUGAAUUGAAACAAUUUCUUGGGGGAAUUUUUAUUCUUUUUCUUUCCUUCUAUAUGGUUCUACUGGGUGAGGUGACAUGUUCUUCUAUUCAAGAUUCUGAUGGUAUAACUGGUAUUCUUUUAUUUUUGAUCACAUUAACUUCUGAACUUGGUUAUAUAGGAUGGAUCGCAUUUUUUACUCAUAUUACAGCAAAUCGAUUUUUCUCUUGGAGUGAAAAUCAUGUUAAAGUUUCAGUAUUUGCUUAUAAAAGGAAAAGUUGCCUAGUCAAACCUCGACAAGAACCGAUUUCAGCUCAAAAUCCUAAACAUGGUGAAGCGAAAAUAUCAAAACCUCCUUCAAAACCAAUUGAAUUGAGUUCAUCAAAAGCUCAAAAAUCUGAUAACCCCAACAAUCAACAAACCAAAUCUACUGUUACUGAAGUUUCAAGGACUAAAGAACCCUCUGGAAAUCGUAAACCAAUCAAAAACACUAAUGUAAUUUAUGAUAGACGAAAGAAACGUGAUGAUCAUCGUGGAACCGUAUGGGGUUUCAAGGUAGCUCGUUGAGCGAGAAAUUUGAUCUAGAAAAAUCUAGAAUAAUAAUAACUUUAAUCAUUCGAAACACCGACCAAAAGAAUAUUAAAACUUGGAUUUGUAAAAUUCACAUAAACGAAUGGAAAACAAAAAGAAUCCAGAAUAAUCAAUGGAAAAGUAAAUCAUUAACUUGAUUUCUCUUUAAUUUAUGUGACUUUUUUUACGUUUAUAAUUGAAUCAAUCAAUUUGAAAAGUUCACUUUAA
Panonychus citri (citrus red mite) is the source of this 1543-nucleotide messenger RNA. RefSeq names its product E3 ubiquitin-protein ligase MARCHF3-like. The record is from RefSeq and is a predicted model, not a curated record. The transcript has 3 exons. NCBI's taxonomy places the organism in Eukaryota, Metazoa, Arthropoda, Arachnida, Trombidiformes, Tetranychidae. Gene Ontology annotation, biological process: protein ubiquitination. The coding region runs from base 524 to 1312 and encodes 262 amino acids. Gene Ontology annotation, molecular function: ubiquitin-protein transferase activity; zinc ion binding.